AUGAGGACAUUCUUCCUCGUAAAUUGGCCAGCCGACGGGCGUGACGCACGUCACGUUCGACCGCUUAAAGCACCGUCCAUCUACUUGCCGUCCACCGACCCUUUCCUCUCCGCCGUUCCCCCCUCAGACGAUUACGUCGACGGCCUUCCCCUGGAGACCGUAAAGCCAACCGACGUGAAGCACGUGCUGCUACCCCCUUACGAUGACGACGACGGCCACCCUCUGGAGAUCGGCGAGCCAACGGACGUGAAGCACGUGGCGCACGUCACGUUCGACCGCUUUAAGGGCUUCCUGGGCCUCCCGGAAGACAUCGAGGGCGAGCUGCCGUGCCGUGCGCCCAGUGCGGGGCGGUCCGUGUUCGGCGUGCAGCCGGAGCUGCUGCAGUGCUCGCAGGACGAGUUCGGCAACAGCGUGCCCAACAUCCUGCUGCAGCUGCAGGCGCUGCUCUACGUCAAAAAGGGCCUCCAGACGGAGGGCAUAUUCCGCGUGGCGGCGGAGAACGACCACGAGGACCAGAUUAGGGAUCAGGUCAACAUGGGGCUCGUGCCGCAGAGCAUCAACGUGCACGCGCUCGCUGGAUUGAUAAAGGCGUGGUUCCGCGAGCUACCACAAGGGCUGCUGGACUCGUUGCCAGUGGAGGUGGUGGCGGCGUGCGAGACGGAGGAGCAGAUGCUGGCGCUCGUGGCGGAGCUGCCAGAGACGCAGAGCAUGCUGCUGGACUGGGUGGUGGGGCUCAUGGCGGACGUGGUGCAGUUCGAGGAGCGCAACAAGAUGAACGCGAGGAACAUCGCCAUGGUGUUCGCUCCUAACAUGACGCAGGUACUUGAUCCUAUUAUGGGAUUGAGACACGCAGUGAAGGUGAUGGAUUUACUGCGAGUGCUCAUUGAGAGGAAGCAGCAGGAGCCUCUGAGGGAGGGCGGCAGUGCGGCGCUUAAAUCCUUUGUGUACUGCACGCAGCCGCCCACCAUUGAGAUAUUCGAGGAGCCGCGGCAGAGAAGUAAGGAGAGACAAGGGGGCGGCGGGGAAGGGGGGGAAGCGGGGGAGGGGGCGGGGGAGGCGGAGGAGGGUGAGGGGGAAUGCGCGGAUAAGGAUGAGCUGCUGGCGCGGAUGGGGGGGGAGGGGGAGGAGGCGGAGUUGGAUGCACGGGGAGGGGAGGAGGGGGACGUGGUGAUGGGGGAAGACGGGAAGGGAGGGGCGCAGGGGGGAGAAGAAAGAGGGUCUGCAGCGGGGCAGGUCAAUGGGAGCGAGGGGAGAGAAGGGGAAGGGGUAGGAGAGGCAGAGGACACGAGCACAGCUGGGGCAGGGGAAGCGGGCCUCCCGAGCAGCAUCAGCAGCGGCAGCCCGUUUGAUGCUUCCAGUAGUUCCCAACCGGGCUGGUCGCCACAGGACAGUCAACUAAGUCAAGCAAGUCAACUGAGUCACGUCUCACAGGACGACAGCAACAGCAUCUCCCUUCCGCACCUGCCUAGAAUCGCCAGUGACAGCCCUGUGCAUCCCAGCAGCGGGAUCGCCGGGACAGUAGACCCCAAGGAGCUCAGUCGAAGAGUAGCCAGCGGCCCUCUGCAGGUGUCAGCAGCAGCAGCAGAGCGGUGGAGGAAGAGGAGAGAGCCCAAACCCGCACCCCACCACACGAGAAUGGCUUCUCACGAUGGCCCUGUAGGCAGAGACGUGCCUCCCUCGCCUGGGUUCUUCCGCAGUGGCAAAAACGCGCCUCAGUCCGACCCCACGGCUAAGGAGCGCCGGGCUUCCCGGAUUGGAGUCCCCACGAAGAUGUUUUUCCGGCGGAAUCUGUCGGAAGGCGGGCCGGCGUUUGGGCGGGACUGGGAGGCGGAGCGGCGGAAGAUUGCAGCAGAGGACGCAGGAGCAGCAGGGGGUGGUGCUGGAGGGAGAGGGGGUCUGGACGGGGGGGAUGUGGCGGAAGGGAGGGAGGGCGAGGGGGAGGAUGAGCCUGGGGCAGGGGAGAUGGAGUUAAGAGGCGCAGAGGAGGGCGUGGGGUCAGGGCCAAGCGUGGAAGGCCAGCAGAGGACUGGUUCGUCUGGUGCCCGGGGCGCUAAGAAGCUGCUGCACAAGUUUGGGACAGGGCUCAAGGUAGUAACACCUAGCGGGGGGGGCUCUGGCGGCGGUUCUAGUGGGGAAUCCUCGUCGCCCCGCGGGCAGCUGUUGCGAAGGUCGUUUAGCUCUAAGGGGUCGGGGUUAGGCCCUGCUGCUGAUAAGGUAGCAGCGGUGGCGGCUUCUGUGUCGACCGGUGGGGUGCUGCCUGUCCCAGAUAGGCCUUCCCGGGUUCUGCCUCCCACGCCGCGCAUGGCAAACAUGCUAGAGAAGCCAGUGAGGAACGUGGAGAAGGCUACUAGAGGGGUGGGGAAGCUUGCAAGAAGCUUCUCGGGGAAUAUCGACGGGCACUGGGGUGCUAUCAAGCGGGAGAUGGGGUUGGCAGUGCGCGGUAAGGGGCGGAGUAGUUUGUCUGUUAAUGCGGCAGGCCCGGUUGCGUCAGCACCAGGUGGAGUGGAUUUAGCAGGAGCGGGCGGGUUAGGGGCGGUGAGAACUGAUGGUGGUGGGGCAGAGAGAAUGUGGGAAGCCAGUGGGCAGGUUGGGGAGGGGCGAGAGGUUCUAGAUGGGGUUAUGGAGCAUGGGGCUGAGGCUACUCUAGAAGCUGUAGAUGCUGUAGAUGCUAUCGAUGCUAUAGAUGCGGACAUGGUUGUAAGGUUGACGGGAAGGGAUGGUGGAGAAGGAGGGGAUGCAGCUGUUGAUAUGGAGGGAGGGGAAAUGGCAGUUGAUGUUGUCGUUUGCACGACUCCUGGCCGGAGGGAGGAGGGAGGUUCUGAAUCGGAUGAAGAUGUGACAAUGGAGGGAGCUGAGGAGGGCGGCAUGAAGCUAAGGGAUGAUGAAAGUGGGGAUGUGGGCGAAGGGUCUUGGGAAGGAGAGAGCGGGGAGUCCGAUUUUAGUUAUGGUGCUGUAGGAACGUGGUGA
Closterium sp. Naga37s-1 is the source of this 2967-nucleotide messenger RNA. NCBI's taxonomy places the organism in Eukaryota, Viridiplantae, Streptophyta, Zygnematophyceae, Desmidiales, Closteriaceae. The record is from the annotation of a GenBank genome assembly.